ACUUUCACAAGUUUAAUUUGAAACAACUGUUCACGGAAUCGGGAGUGUUAUGUGCGAUAACUGCUCAUCAAAACAAAACUUUUAUGAACACCUACUGGCGGGUCAAAGUCCACAGUCCACUUCUACCGAGCAAGGUUCAUUAAUUCUAUAUCUUCAUUCAAUUUAAUUAAUUUAUCUUAACCAGUGUACACCCUUCCGAUCUACCUCUUAAAGCCUUUUAUUAUUGUCUUAAAAUUAUUAGUGCUUUUUCACAUAAAACCAUGGCCUACUUACCGCGAAACAUCGUCAAGGGCUCCUCGAUUAUUUCGAAAAGUUUACAAUUUAAUGGGGUAAGAAGUUUCUCUGUAGGAAACCAACUAAAUGAGAAAAAGACCCUCAAGCCUGUAGGACAGAAUAUUGUCUUAGUGGAUGGAGUCCGAACUCCAUUCCUUCUGUCUGGAACUGAUUAUUCUAAGCUGAUGCCCCAUGAGCUUGCUAAGGUGGCUUUGAGAGGAAUCUUACAAAAAACGGGGGUUCCCAAGGAGAUGAUUGACUAUAUAAUCUAUGGAGCUGUCAUCCAAGAGGUUAAGACGUCCAACAUUGCCCGUGAGGCAGCAUUAUGUGCCGGUUACAGCGACAAAACCCCAGCCCAUACCGUUACUAUGGCAUGCAUUUCAUCGAACGUAGCAAUGACCACCGCAGUCGGUUUAAUAAACAGCGGAGUCUACGACAUGAUCGUCGCGGGCGGAGUAGAAUUCAUGUCCGACGUACCGAUCAGACACAGCAGAAAAAUGAGAAGUCUAUUAAUGCGACUCGGCAAAGCCAAAACUCUACAACAAAGACUGUCAUUAAUCGCUAGUAUUAGGCCCGAUUUCUUUGCCCCGGAACUGCCGGCCGUUGCCGAGUUUUCCUCCGGUGAAACUAUGGGACAUUCGGCCGAUAGGUUAGCUGCUGCUUUUGGUGUCACCAGAAAGGAACAGGAUGAGUUCGCCUUAAGGUCACAUACGUUGGCUCAGCAGGCACAGGAUAAGGGUUAUUUCACUGACUUAAUGCCCAUUUUGGUGCCUGGUAGCGAUAAAGAAAUCACAAAAGACAAUGGUAUUAGAGUGAGCACCCCGGAGCAGCUAGCCAAGUUGAAACCGGCUUUUAUUAAGCCUCAUGGUACUAUCACUGCUGCUAAUGCUUCAUAUUUAACAGACGGAGCUUCUGCUUGUCUUAUUACCACUGAAGCUAAAGCAAAGUCCUUGGGGCUGAAGCCUAAAGCUUAUUUGAGAAACUUCUUGUAUGUGUCACAGGAUCCUAUAGACCAACUGUUGCUUGGUCCAGCCUAUGGAACCCCACAGGUUUUGGAUAAAGCUGGAUUAAGUAUGCAGGAUAUUGAUGUGUUUGAGUUCCAUGAAGCAUUUGCUGGACAAAUUUUAGCAAAUUUCAAAGCGAUGGACAGCGAAUGGUUCGCCCAAAGAUACAUGAACCGCAAAUCGAAAGUAGGCGCUCCGCCCCUAAACAAAUUCAACUUGUGGGGCGGCAGUUUGUCGAUUGGACACCCGUUCGCCGCCACCGGUGUCAGGUUGGCCAUGCACACCGCCAACAGGUUAAUUAGGGAGGACGGUCAAUUGGGGCUGAUCGCGGCUUGCGCUGCCGGUGGACAGGGUGUGGCCAUGAUUGUCGAGAGGCAUCCAGAUGCGACACCAAAUUAGGAGAUUUUUGUUUGUUAUUAUAUUUUUUCCUUCGGUAAAGUGUCAAAAUUAAAAGACUCGUGUUACUAGAGUCCUAAAGCAUGAGUUGUUUGUGACAGAGAAUGGUUUUUUUAGGUACUAUGUAUUUAUUUUAAAGUUAUUUUAAUAUUUACGAGAAAACUGUAUACUUGUAUGUUAAAAAUGUUAGAUUUUAUAGACUUUAUUCAAUAACUUUAUCUAACAAUACUGUCCCUUUUUAUAUUGUAUACAAUGAUAAAACAUAUUUUUCAAUAAAUGGUAUUAUUAUA
Molecule: messenger RNA, 1963 nt
Organism: Anthonomus grandis grandis
Lineage: Eukaryota; Metazoa; Arthropoda; Insecta; Coleoptera; Curculionidae
Gene: Mtpbeta
Product: trifunctional enzyme subunit beta, mitochondrial
Exons: 3
Coding region: 261-1676 (471 amino acids)
Biological process (GO): fatty acid beta-oxidation
Molecular function (GO): acyltransferase activity, transferring groups other than amino-acyl groups
Source: RefSeq, a predicted model, not a curated record